AUGGAAUUCCCCUAUAUCGAACAGCUUUGUGAGCAGUCGAAAAAAGGAGAUUUGGAAAGCAUCCGCCGUUUGUUGUACGAGCACAGAAAGGACUUUGAUGAGGGUCACAUCAAGGAAGCAAUGAAAAAGGCGUUAUUUGUAGCUUCUGAAUUUGGACUUCUGGAGAUCCUUUGGUUUUUUGUGAACUAUGGAGUCAAUGUCACUGUCAGAGAUAAGGAUGGGGUAAAUAAUCAGACUUAA
This is a messenger RNA of Enterobius vermicularis (human pinworm), 240 nucleotides long. NCBI's taxonomy places the organism in Eukaryota, Metazoa, Nematoda, Chromadorea, Rhabditida, Oxyuridae. The record is from the annotation of a GenBank genome assembly.